Molecule: messenger RNA, 2529 nt
Organism: Alternaria alternata
Lineage: Eukaryota; Fungi; Ascomycota; Dothideomycetes; Pleosporales; Pleosporaceae
Product: kinase-like protein
Exons: 3
Coding region: 1-2529 (842 amino acids)
Biological process (GO): peptidyl-serine phosphorylation; peptidyl-threonine phosphorylation
Molecular function (GO): protein serine/threonine kinase activity; ATP binding
Source: RefSeq, a predicted model, not a curated record
AUGGAUCCACUCACAGUGCUGGAGGCAGGGCAUCACCCACAGGCUACAGGCAUCGAACCAGCCGAUGGAACUUGCAACGUUCCGCGAUCACGUGUUCAACGACAGACAAUACCGGUAUCAAAUUCGGGUCUUCUCAGUCCUCGAUUCGGUAGGCCACUGUACUUCGGAGAGAACGAGUUUAGCGGUGGCCCUGACAUAACCAUUGACGAUGGGAAAGGGAAGAGUCGUCCGGUCGAUGAAGGCGACUAUGAUAGGAGACCCAUCCCGGCAUCGGAAAGCAGACGAAGCGAGGACGAGUCUUCCGUUCACAAAGUCAAGGAUCUGGGCUUUGAGGCUGCUGCGGCAAAUUUUUCGGCACUUUUCCACACACCCAGCGGUUGCGACUCGGUGAUGUCCUCUCCUCUCGAAGCGCUUUUUGAAGAGCGGAGAUUUCGUCGCUCUUCUCGAUCACGGGAUCCACUAGAGUCCGGAUGUAUCUUGUCUGACCUUCAAAACAAAGUUGAAGGAUCUAUGGCUUGGAGUCAGCUCGAUAAGGAAGAAUUUUUGCCACUUGAUUCCUUUGAAACCAUCUUAGAUGCUAAGGCGAUCGCAUUGCUCUUGGACGAGACUUACAAUUUCGCAACGAGUGAAGAGUUGAAGAAGAAGUUUGAGAGUAUAGUGAACCCAAUAUCGGGACGAAGUCGGCGACGUACCUUGGGUAUCUUGGUCCUGAUGUCACAAGUUGCACAUAUUGAGCACUUCAUCCGAGAGGACAUUUGGGACGAUGACCUACCCCUCGAACGCUCAGCGGGGAGCGUUAUGGGAUGUGUCAGAACUCGUAACUCAGAGAAUGACAAGCUGAUGGAGAACUGGAGUAGAAUUGACAUCAACUCCUUCUGCUCCUUCCAGAAGAUGUUCUUCGUCCCCUUCUUUGAUAUACAGGAACACCGGCUGUGUUCUUACGAGCUGGAGUCAAAUAUCAGACUUCCUUGGAAGAAAUACGAACACAAGACUAAUGGAGGAUUUGGUGUUGUUCACAAGGUUGAAAUCCACCCAAGUCACCACAACUUUACAGGAUCAAAUUCUUCGGUCAAACCAGUGUUCGCAUUGAAAGCUAUAGAGGCAGGGGAUCACAAGGCGUACAGAGAUGAGCUUGCUGCACUUGAAAAGACCUGUGCUCAGGUGCAGAGAGAGAAGCACCUGAUUAAGCUCUUGCUCACGUUUCGACACGGAGAUAAAUUCUACCUUCUUUUCGAAUGGGCGGACGGUAAUCUCGGUGAAUUCUGGGAAACUCAUCGUACCAGGCCACCUACGUUGUUGGACGAGCGAUGGGCAGCAAAACAAUGUCUCGGCCUUGCGAGGGCAGUCAGUAGGAUUCACGGGCUUACUACAUGGCAAAAGAAUGGCCGAUCAUCCUCGUUUGGAUCACUCAACGACGCUGAGCGUGACUGGGGAAGGCAUGGGGAUAUCAAGCCCGAGAAUAUCCUCUGGUUUCAAGAAUAUGAAACUGAUCACGAUCUUCUCGUGAUUUCCGAUCUUGGACUUACACGCUAUCAUUCGCAAUCUUCGAAGUCUCUCGUCCCCCGUUCACGUAUUGACGGGUGCAGUUACGCUUAUCGACCACCCGAGUUGGACAUAGAGGAGAGGAUCUCACAAAAGUACGAUAUCUGGUCUUUGGGCUGCGUCUUUCUAGAGUUCGUCGUCUGGUACCUCCAAGGCUAUGAUGAAGUUGAAUCCUUCAGUCUACAAAGAGAAGAUGAAGAUCUGGUGAUCUAUGAAGGAGUCAAAAUCGACAAGUUUUUCAAUAUUGCGAAAUCGGAAGAUGGACAACGGAAACCGCAGGUCAAACAAGCCGUAAAAGACCGCCUGAGAGAGUUGAAAGACCUCAGCACAGAGACUACGUUCGCGAGAGAGUUGCUUGAUGUCAUUGGAGAUAAGAUGCUCCGAUGCACGCCGGAUCGACGAGAAAAGAUCGACGUUAUCUGCACCGACCUCUCCAAGAUUCUGGACUCAAUCUUGAAAGCGAAUAAUCCCGAAGAUUUUACACGUCUUUCACCAGAUCAUUCGCGAGAUCUGGCUUAUAUUCGACGAGACGACUCUGCACCCUCUUUGCGUGCGCCGGCGAAUAUAAGCCUGUUUGAAGAAGCGCGCGAAUCGGCUGCUGAUGAUCAUGAUCUCAUAAUGGGGGAUGAUAGCGAUCCCGGACUGCUCAUGCGCACAAGAUCUCGGAAAUCGAGACGAGAGGAUGUUGAGCAAAGCAAGGUUCAUAAGGACCUCGCACCAAGCACACUUGAAAAAAGUGUUUCGAAAAUACCUGCAGAGAUCGUAACAACAGCAGUGACGCGUAAAGAGACGAAAGACCAAUUCCUACAGGUAGUAUCGCAACCAGAACACACAGAAGCAUCGCGCGAGGAUGCCGCUGGCAUCGAUAUACUAAGUCGGUCUCUUCCGACAACCGAACCGAACAAUAAGAAGCACCGUAUCAGCCAGAAGUUAAAAAAGUGGUUCCGAGAACCCCUGGUUAAGCUUAAGCGGAUGUUGAAAGGGUGA